Messenger RNA from Lentinula edodes (shiitake mushroom), 1754 nucleotides. RefSeq names its product methylmalonate-semialdehyde dehydrogenase. Gene Ontology annotation, cellular component: mitochondrion. Gene Ontology annotation, molecular function: malonate-semialdehyde dehydrogenase (acetylating, [NAD(P)+]) activity; methylmalonate-semialdehyde dehydrogenase (acylating, NAD+) activity. NCBI's taxonomy places the organism in Eukaryota, Fungi, Basidiomycota, Agaricomycetes, Agaricales, Omphalotaceae. The record is from RefSeq and is a predicted model, not a curated record. The transcript has 18 exons. Gene Ontology annotation, biological process: thymine catabolic process; L-valine catabolic process. Bases 44 to 1651 code for a protein of 535 amino acids.
UCUGCCUUCAUCCUCAAUCUGUUUACCAUCGAAAAUCUAUAUUAUGCCGGGACUCAGCUCUUUGUCACUCGAACGGGCUGAACAGCUUUCAUCACAAUGGAAGGGCACGAAUUUUUUGGGUGGGACGGCUAAAAACUUCAUCGAUGGAGAAUUCAGAGAAAGCAUGACGGACAAAUGGAUCGAAGUCCUGGAUCCGUCCACGCAAACGUUGUUGUCGAAAGUUCCUGAAACUACACAGGAAGAAUUUGAAAGCGCGGUCGAGGCGGCUUCAAAGGCUUUUCAAAGCUGGAGAAAAACGAGCGUACUGAAGCGUCAACGUUUUGCCCUAGAAUUGCAGGCCCUCAUCAGACAAAACAUGGAUAACCUUGCGAAUGCAAUCGUGCUUGAACAAGGAAAAACAUUCGGAGAUGCACAGGGUGACGUGCUUCGAGGACUUCAAGUGGUUGAGACGGCGUGUUCCAUCCCUACCCUUUUGAUGGGAGAGAAACUGGAAGUUAGCAAAGACAUGGAUACUGAAACGAGAAAAGUUCCCCUGGGUGUUUGCGCUAGCAUAGCACCGUUCAACUUCCCAGCGAUGAUCCCCCUUUGGACCAUUCCGAUGGCCAUCGUUACCGGUAACACUCUUGUACUCAAGCCGUCAGAGCGCGAUCCUGGCGCAGCUUUGAUGAUUGCAGAACUCUGUCAAAAAGCGGGCCUACCAAAAGGUGUUUUGAACAUUGUUCACGGGACCGUUCCUACAGUCAAUGCCAUCUGCAAUCAUCCAAAAAUCAAAGCCAUUAGCUUUGUUGGUGGAAAUAGAGCUGGACAGCAUAUCUAUGAUUUGGGUACAAAAAACGGAAAGCGUGUCCAGGCGAACAUGGGUGCUAAAAAUCACGCGGUGAUCAUGCCAGAUGCCAACAAAGAUCAGGCUCUGAACGCUCUUCUUGGUGCUGCCUGCGGCGCUGCCGGUCAGCGCUGCAUGGCUAUAUCUGUUGCUAUCUUGGUUGGAACUGCCCAAAAGUUCUUACCCGAUCUUAUCGAGCGUGCAAGUAAACUUAAAGUGAGUCAAGGGUUCGAGAAGGGUACUGAUUUUGGUCCUGUAACGACUCCUGCCGCCAAAGUCCGUAUCGAAGGUCUUAUCGCAUCGGCAGAAAAGGAAGGCGGAAAAAUCCUUCUCGAUGGCCGGGGAAUUCAGGUUCCCGACUAUCCCAAUGGGAACUUCGUUGGUGCCACUAUCAUUGAAGCCACUACAAGUAUGACCUGUUACAAGGAGGAAAUCUUUGGUCCUGUGCUUGUUGUAAUGAAAGCGAGCACGCUGGAUGAGGCUAUUUCCUUAGUUAAUGACAACCCGUAUGGUAAUGGAUCAGCUAUCUUCACGCAGUCGGGACCCAUUGCAAGGAAAUUCGAGACGGAGAUUGAAGCAGGACAGAUUGGUAUCAACGUUCCCAUCCCGGUGCCUUUGCCCUUCUUUUCCUGGACUGGCAACAAGGCGAGCACUUUACACGCAGAUUGCACUUUCUUUCUCGCCAGUUUUCUGGGAGACAUCAAUUUCUAUGGAAAGGGGGGAAUCAACUUCUAUACACAGACCAAGACUACUACGAGUCUUUGGCGCUCAGAUGAUGCUAUCGUUGCUGGCGAGGGUGCUUCUCUCAACAUGCCAACCAUGAAGUAGUUAUACGUACAGGCACUGUAAAUAUAUUAUAGCUACACCUAUCUACACUUGGUGCCCAAAAGCCAUCUCUAUACAGGAUAAUGAAAAAUUUGAAUGCCGAGUG